AUGCUACAAUUUAAACUAGUCUUGCUUGGCGAUUCGUCGGUUGGUAAAUCGUCCAUUGUCCAUAGGUUUGUCAAGGACUCGUUUGAUGAGUUCAGAGAGAGUACCAUAGGCGCAGCCUUUCUAUCGCAAACGGUAAAGCUAGAGAAACACCAAGAUGUAACGAUCAAAUUCGAAAUCUGGGACACAGCUGGUCAGGAAAGGUACAAGUCACUUGCUCCCAUGUACUAUCGAAACGCUAAUGCAGCACUAAUAGUAUAUGAUGUGACCCAACCUGGUUCGCUGGUAAAGGCUCAAAGCUGGGUAGAAGAACUCAAACACAAAGUCGGCGACCAGGAUUUGGUCAUAUGUCUGGUGGGCAACAAGCUAGAUCUCUGUGAAGCCGAUUCUUCAGUUCGACAGGUGGAAAUCGACGAUGCACAAACAUAUGCCCAGGAGCAGCAUUUGCUGUUCCACGAGGUUAGUGCCAAGACUGGUGCAGGUAUCGCUAAAAUCUUUCAAGAAAUGGGUGAGAAGGUUUAUGAGCGGAAAACCGCGGAAUCUGCAGCAUCCGCAGCAACCCAACCUCGCAAAACGCUCAACGUUGAACUUCAAAGGCCAUCGACGAAUGACUCCACUUCGUGCUGUGCUUGA
Messenger RNA from Lachancea nothofagi CBS 11611, 630 nucleotides. NCBI's taxonomy places the organism in Eukaryota, Fungi, Ascomycota, Saccharomycetes, Saccharomycetales, Saccharomycetaceae. The record is from the annotation of a GenBank genome assembly.